Lactuca virosa is the source of this 520-nucleotide messenger RNA. NCBI's taxonomy places the organism in Eukaryota, Viridiplantae, Streptophyta, Magnoliopsida, Asterales, Asteraceae. The record is from the annotation of a GenBank genome assembly.
AUGUUAGAUUCACAUGUUGUUAGUUGGGAUAGAACAGAGUUCAACGUUGACUUCCUUUUUCAACCUCACAGACACAAUGAAGAAGCUAGAUCCGAGAUCAUAAAAGACAUCUUGCAUGGGAUAUUGAGAUUGAGCCAGAAAGAAGUUGCUGAUUUAAAAGGGAAGCACAUAAAUGGCAGAUUUUUCCUCCAUUGUGACCAAGGCUACUAUCGAGUGUUGCUGUCACCGGCUACGUUACACCACCACCACCAUUGUUGCACCGAAGACUACCACCACCUGUUAAAAGAUGGCAAAAUUUUGGGGACCACAGUUGGAGAAUCUUCCAUCAAUGUCUAAUGAUCCGAAGUCUAUUGCGGAACUUAUAGGAGGGAACGAGGGUGGCGGGGAUGAUGACACAUCGUAUUAGUUUGAUCUUUUAUUAGAGAUUGUAGUAUGACAUAAAUUUAUAAGAAUUUUGUUAUUUAUUUUGGUGUAUGUAUAGUAUUAUAAAACAUAGAUGUUAUGUAAUUGUUUUUCUGCA